Vicia faba (fava bean) is the source of this 2718-nucleotide messenger RNA. The record is from the annotation of a GenBank genome assembly. Lineage: Eukaryota; Viridiplantae; Streptophyta; Magnoliopsida; Fabales; Fabaceae.
AUGGCAGAAACUGCAGUGUCAUUUGUUUUGCUACAACUAGGCCAAUUUGUAAUAAAAGAAAGUUGCAAAUCUGCAGUAGAAGAAAGAGGUUCGGUAGCAGGGAUUAAAAGAGACUUCAAUGAGAUCAAAGAUGAACUUGAGAGCCUCCAUGCUUCCCUCAAGGAUGCAGACAAAAAGGCGGCUGAUGACGGUGAAGGAGGAGGAGGAGGAUCCAAUGGAGUCAAAACUUGGGUGAAGCAGGUGAGGGAAGCGUCUUUUCGCAUAGAAGAUGUGAUUGAUUACUACAACAUGUUUUUGGCAGAGAGGGCCAGUCAUUCUAUAUUCAAAUCUGCACUCCAAAUGAUUCCUGGCUUGAACACAAUCAUGAAUACAGAUCAUCAGAUUGUUUCUGAGAUUCAAGACAUCAAGUUAUGUCUUCAUAGAAUCAAAGAAAGAAGUACAAGGUUUGAGUUUCUGUCUGACAAUGAUGCGGGAAGCCAUAGACGGACUAAAGCUCCUAGAAUUGGUGACCCUCGAAUGGCUCCGUAUUUCAUUGAAGAGACUCAAGUUGUAGGAUUUGAGUCCGCGCGAGAUGAAUUGGUCAGAUGCUUGGUGGAGGGAAACAAUGAGCUAAUGUUGGUUGCUGUGGUUGGCAUGGGAGGACUCGGGAAAACUACUCUUGCAAAGCAUGUUUUUGAUAACCAGCUAGUGAAAAAGAACUUUGAUUGUAGAUCUUUCAUCACUGUUUCGCAAUCGUACACCAUCAGAGAGCUGUUGACAGAAAUGAUAAAGAAAUUUUGCAAGGACAGCAACGAGCCUAUUCCAAGGGGUCUGCAGAAUAUGGAUGAUGAAACUUUGAUUAAUCAAGUGAGACAAUACCUUGAGUCAAAAAGGAAAUCUUUUCCUGUUCAUGUCCAUGAGCUACAACGUUUGCCUCCAGACAAAGCAUGGGAGCUGUUUUGCAACAAGACGUUUAGAGGGCACUGUCCAACAGAACUUGAGGAGAUGUCCAGAGAUAUUGUUCAAAAGUGUGGAGGGCUACCAUUAGCUAUUGUGGCCAUCGGUGGUCUUUUGUCAACAAAAGCUAAAACCGUGUUCGAGUGGAUGAAGGUGAGUCAAAAUCUGAGAAUGGAGUUGGAUCGCAAUGUGCAUUUGACUAGUCUAGUAAAGAUUUUAUCUCUUAGUUAUGAUGACUUGCCUUACCAUUUGAAAUCAUGCAUGUUAUACUUUGGUAUAUAUCCUGAGGACUACACAAUCAAUAGGAAGAGACUUACGAGACAAUGGAUGGCCGAAGGGUUUGUUAGGCACGAGGAAGGAAGAACUUUGGAGGAAGCUGCUGAAGAGUGCCUCACAGAGUUGAUACAAAGAAGUUUGGUUAAUGUUUCUAGAGUCGGUUUCGAUGGAAAAGUCAAAAGUUGCCAAGUUCAUGAUUUGUUGCGCGAAGUGAUCAUUAGAAAAAUGAAAGAUUUAAGCUUCUGUCAUUUAUGCCAUAAAGAUGAUGAACAAGUUACUCUUGGAAUAACUAGACGCUUUUCUAUAGCAGCUAUUUCCAACAAUAACUUGACAAACACUAGCAACUCGGGAAUUCGCGCUAUAUUUGUUUUCGACAAAGGUGAAUCCCCUAAACAGCUCAUGGAUGGAUUAUCCGCCAAGUUCAAGCUUUUGAAAGUGCUUGAUUUUGAGAAUUCUUUGUUGAAUUCUAUUCCUGACAACUUGGGGAAUCUUUUCCAUCUAAGGUACUUGAACCUGAGUCAUACAAAAGUUACCGUUCUUCCCAAAUCCAUCGGUAUGCUAGUCAACUUAGAAACGUUGGAUCUAAGGCAAACUCCCGUGCAUGAGUUACCAAAAGAGAUAAACAAACUCACAAAGCUACGACUUCUUCCGGCUUAUUAUAGAAAAUACGAAGGGCAUUAUACUAUGUUGAACUUUACAAUCGGGGUCAAAAUGCAAAAAGGUAUUGGAAGCUUGAAAUCUUUACAAAAACUUUACUUUCUGGAAGCAGAUCAUGGUGGAAACGACCUUAUCCAAGAGCUCAAAAAGUUGAAACAAUUAAGAAAGUUAGGCAUAAAGCAUGUUCGGGGAGAAUACGGAAAUGCAUUAUGUGAAGCAAUACAAAAGAUGGAGCACCUUGAAUCUCUGAACAUCGGGGCUAUAGCUAAGGAUGAAAUCCUUGACUUGGAUCUUGAGUCACCUCCAACCUAUCUUAGAGUGCUCAAUUUGAAAUGCAAACUAACAAAGUUGCCUGAAUGGAUUCCAAAUCUCAAGUAUCUUGUGAAACUAAGACUUGGUUUGUCUAACUUCCAAGACGAUCCACUAGACUCUUUGAAGAAUUUGCCUAAUUUGUUGAGGCUGAAUUUGUGGGAUGAUGCAUUUUCUGGUAAAAGAUUGCAUUUUCGGAAAGGAGGGUUUCAUAAGCUGAAGGAGUUGGAUCUGACUAGACUAAAUACACUAAGUUCGGUAUCUAUAGAUGAAGAAGCUCUACUUUGUCUCGAACACUUCAGAUUCAACAACAAUCCUCAAUUGAAGGUGGUACCGCAAGACCUCCAAAACUUGAAAAACCUUCAAUUCCUUGGAUUUGCUGAUAUGCCGGUUGAAUUAGUUGAUAGCAUUGAUCUAGAGAAAGAUGGACCAUGCCAUUGGAUUAUCAAUCAUAUUCCGCUUGUACUAAUUCGUCAGAAAGUAGGAGAAAAAUUUCAUGACUAUAAGUUGCGCCCGAUUCCUACUCAACGCAUUAUCUAA